This is a messenger RNA of Carassius gibelio (silver crucian carp), 4640 nucleotides long. RefSeq names its product histidine decarboxylase (gene hdc). The record is from RefSeq and is a predicted model, not a curated record. The transcript is spliced from 13 exons. NCBI's taxonomy places the organism in Eukaryota, Metazoa, Chordata, Actinopteri, Cypriniformes, Cyprinidae. Gene Ontology annotation, biological process: L-histidine catabolic process; histamine biosynthetic process. The coding region runs from base 2734 to 4551 and encodes 605 amino acids. Gene Ontology annotation, molecular function: histidine decarboxylase activity; pyridoxal phosphate binding.
AGGAGGAUCGCAAGUGUUUCAGUGAGUGUCGCAAGUGUUUCAGUGAGGGUCGCAAGUGUUUCAGUGAGUAUCGCAAGUGUUUCAGUCGGCUCAGUUCGGUCAUUCCUCCAGCACAGAGGUCGAUGCAAAUGGGGGGUCUGUGGGUCUCACGCGAAACGUGACGCUGCUGCUGAAGCACCGCACCGACGUGAACGCCAAGAACAUGCUGAAGAUGAGUGCACUGCACUGGGCCACAGAGACGUGCUGGAGCCGAUGGUCACACGUAGAGCAAGUUCUGCAGAAACACACUGGACAUCACGCUGGACAACAGCAGCCACGAGCUGACCGAGAUCCUGCAGGUUCACAGACACUCAGAGCUUCUUCUGAUGCUCUCAGGCAGUUUUACUCUCAGUGCUCGACUGUCCAAGUCUUUGACACGUGAGUGGUUUGGUGACAGCGCCACCUGCUGAUAAAAACAGGCAUGAUAAACUUUUAAAUGUCAAACAACUGUUCUGUUUUUUGGAUUUAUGCUUUUUAUUUUGUUCCUGUAAUCACCAGAGAUUCGUUCACUUCACCAGAAGAUGAAGUUAUAAGUUAUUAUAGUUCAUUAAGACUAAAACCCAUAAAAAACUGCUUUUUAGUUCAUUUAAUUAAAUAAUUUAAGUAACUGAAAUAAAAUAAAAUAGAAAACCUUUUAUUUUUUUUUGUAAAUGAGACAUGAAUGAACUUUAAACAGUUAAUUCUGAAAGUAUCAUCAGUGCAUCGGUCAGACAGAUCAGCUCAUUCAUUUAUUAUUAGCCUGCUUUACUGAACUGAGCGGUGGAUUUCUGCAUAGAUGAGAAGAAUACGCAGUAAUUGAAUGUACAUCUGUAAUACAAAGUAUUGAUGUUUAUUAAUAAUAUUGAUGAAGUGGUUCUAAAAAUUAGCAGAAACAGCUGUUAACAAGUACAUCUGUGUCAAAGUGUGUUCAUGAAUAUGAUAAUUGUGCAUCAGGUGGCAAUACAGAACCAGAUCAACACGAACCCCAAGAGUCCAGACACGCUGACCAUCCACACGCUGACCAUCCACACGCUGACCAUCCACAUGCCCUGGAGGAGUAUUUAAUCUCACCGGACUUGUGUCAACUGCCAACAACAGCAAAUCUACAGGUGACCCGACCUGCGUUUAUGAAUGACCUCCUUUGUCAGAAACACUCGUGACGCAUGAUUGUGUGUUUGCUUUCUGUGCAAUGAAGAAAAUUACCCUGCAGUUAUUUGAACAAACAGCGUCUCAGAGCAGCAUCAAAGCUCUGAUCCUGUGAAAUCAGCCUGAUGCUGCCGCUGGACGCUCUCUGUUGUUGUUGUGUAGAGUAAGUGCAUUCUGAUGGAGAUGUUGAUCUGAUGAUGGGAUGUCAUCUAACCCUCGUCUCUGACGCAGAGCUGAUCUCCGUCGAUGGAGACAUACAGCAGUACAUGAGCUCUGGAGUUCAGCAGGUCAUUACCAUAGUAACAGACAGCAUUCACCUGGGCAAUCUGCAGACGGGCACAGGCAUCAGCCAGCCCAUAAUAGUCCCUACGCCUGAUGGGCAGCAGAGUGAGAGAAACACAUAAGCACGAACAUAUAGAGAAGUGUGUGUGAGUGUUUGCUUGGCUCUCUCAGAGUGUGUGUGUGUGUGUGUGUGUGUGUGCGUGUGUCUGUGUGUGUUUGCCCGGCUCUUUCAGUGUGUGUGUGUGUGUGUGUGUGUGUAUGUGUUUGCUGCUGCUGACGCUCUCGCUGGAGAACUUUCAGGUACAGACACAUGUCCCACAAUCCCUCUCAUGAGCUGGUUUAUGUACAAUAACAUGCUUUCAAUAAAAUUCCAGGAACUCAGAAGAUCAUGGUGCUCGCAACGCCAGUGAAAGCAUGCAAUGAUCAGAUGUGUACUGUGAAGGCGGUGCAAGUGUCUUUAGAUAAAAGCAUCUGCCAAAUGCAUCAAUGUAAAUGCACAUUUUUAUUUGAUUAAUCAAAGCAAUGAUGAGCAUAUAACACACAAGAUUCUGAGGCGCCGAAAUACAGGCAGCAGUUCCUGAAGAAGGAGGCGUACAGACAGAAGCUGACCCUAACCUAAUCACACACAGAACGUGAAGAAAGACAUCAGUGUCUGUGCUUUCUGUGACCGGAUCUUUAUCAUUCAUUUACUUCAGUUCUUUCAUGAAGCCUCUCAGCUGUGGUGCUUGUGUGGCCGACACAGGUUCGAUUCUGACCCACAUCCCAACACCCUCCACUGGCCUUAGGGUGAAGAGGGUUUAACUGCGCAGUGAUGUCAGAUGUCAUGUGAUAAUGUGUUUGAUCUGCAGACUCAGACUCAGUUUCCUCACUGAUAAUCAACAUGGAUCUCUUGUGUUUACAGAGUUUUGCUGCUUGUUGUUUGUGAUGCUCUUUUCAGGAUUUCUGUCAUAAAAAUAUUAUUCUUAAAAGACAGCAGGGCUGGAUUUGGUUUCUUUGAGGAGGAUCUGAGCAUCUCUGCUGAUUAAAAUCUGAAUAAAUGCACAAUACAAGGGUUUUACAGUCUGAACCAGCAACAGCAUCUGUGUGUCUGAAGAUGAAGCAUUACAGUAUUGGGGAUGUUCUGAGCUCUUAAACACAUAUAUUUCAGAAAGGGAUGUGCUGUUCUGAAUCAGAGCGUGUCUUUGUGUAGUUGGUGUGUUUGCGUCAGUGGGCGUCUCCGUCAGCAGCAGUUAUAAGAGCGGACGGAGAUCUGAAGCUCGCUGAUCUUCUCUUCCUCUGACAGACGUGAUGCAGUCGCAGGAGUACAUGAUGAGAGGGAAGGAGAUGGUGGAUUUCAUCCAGCAGUAUCUCACACGGAUCCGAGAGCGGCGGGUCGUUCCAGAUGUUCAGCCGGGUUACAUGCGUCCUCUGCUGCCCAGCAGUGCCCCGUAUGAGCCGGAGGAUUGGAGCAGCAUCAUGAAGGACGUGGAGAACAUCAUCCUGCCUGGGGUUGUUCAUUGGCAGAGUCCUCACAUGCAUGCGUAUUUUCCUGCACUCACCUCAUGGCCGUCUCUGCUGGGUGACAUGCUGGCAGACGCCAUCAACUGCCUCGGCUUCACCUGGGCAUCUAGUCCAGCGUGCACUGAGCUGGAGAUGUGUGUGUUGGACUGGUUGUGUAAAGCGCUUGGGUUGCCAGAUCAUUAUUUACACCAUCAUCCACAGAGCAACGGAGGAGGAAUCCUGCAGAGUACGGUCAGUGAGUGUACACUGGUCGCUCUGCUCGUUGCGAGGAAAGACCGAAUCCUGCAGAUGAAGAGUGAGUUCACACACGCCGACACGGACGAGUCAGUGCUGAACUCCAGACUCAUCGCAUACGCCUCCGACCAGGCUCAUUCCUCAGUGGAGAAGGCCGGUCUGAUCACUCUGGUGAAGAUCCGGUUCCUGGAGACGGACGAGGCGUUUUCUCUGCGUGGAGAAACUCUUCAGCAAGCCAUCGAGGAGGACCGCAGGAGAGGAUUCGUACCCGUGAUGCUGUGUGCGACGCUGGGCUCCACCGGUGUGUGUUCGUUUGACCGUCUGGAUGAACUCGGCCCUGUCUGUGCUCGUGAGGGUCUCUGGCUGCACGUGGAUGCGGCGUAUGCAGGUUCUGCUCUACUGUGUCCUGAACUACGUUAUUUUCUCAACGGAAUUGAGUUUGCUGAUUCAUUCGUCUUCAACCCAUCCAAGUGGAUGAUGGUCCAUUUUGACUGUACGGCGUUCUGGGUGAAGAAUAAGAUGAAGCUCCAGCAGACGUUCACCGUCGACCCGCUUUACCUGAGACAUGAGAACUCAGACGCCACUGACUUCAUGCACUGGCAGAUCUCUCUGAGCCGCCGCUUUCGCUCUCUGAAGCUGUGGUUUGUGAUGCGCUCCUUCGGUCUGAAGAAGCUGCAGGAUCACAUUCGACACAGCGUGGAGAUGGCGAAGCUGUUCGAGUCUCUGGUCAGAAACGACACAAACUUCCAGAUCCCAGCGCAGCGGCACCUCGGUCUGGUGGUCUUCUGCUUACGAGCUGGAAAUGGAGCGACGCAGGAGUUACUGCGGAAACUGACUAAAUCAGGCCAGAUGUUUCUGAUUCCAGCCGCCAUCGGGAACAAACUCAUCAUCCGCUUCGCCGUGACGUCUCAGUUCACGAGCGCUCAGGACAUCCAGAGGGACUGGAGCCUGAUCCAUCAGACGGCCAGAGAAGUGCUGCGCUCCUGCGCUCUCACACGCCAGCCCAGCAUCAUCUCAGACGAGGAGAGCGAGGACGAGCUGAGCCGCAUGCGUCUGGAGCCCAUGAUCGACGAGCGUCUGGUGCGGCAGGGACAGAGACGUGCCACCCGCUCCCUGAGCUGCAGCGCCGAGCUCCCGCCCCAGAGAGUGCAGAGAGACGCCCCGCUGGAGCAGAUCCCCGAGCGGCCGGCGCCGGAGCACCGAGCACAGAAGAGGCUGCUGAAGUUCCACAGCGUGCCCAGUCUGUCUCAGGUGUGGGCCCAGUGCGGCAUGCAGCAGCUCUACCAGCCCUUCAGACGAGGAUGGGUCACCAGCAGAGCCAGCUGCUUCAACUGCUUCCCUCUGGAGACCAGCCCUCUGCCCACCAAAUAACAUCACCUAUACAUAACAUAACAAAUAACACACUCACACACGCACACACACACACUCACACUCACACUCACACACUCACACUCACACAC